CCCCUUAUUCAGAGUUCACCUCUUUAAUGGUCAAAGGUCAUCCACUGUUGACGGAUAGUUGAAGCACUAUGCACAAAGUAAAGUUGGGAGUUGACAACUACACACGCACAGCUGUUAAUUAUAGAGUCAACCAUCAUGUAUGGGUUAAUGGUUCUUGCUUUGGUGCUCGUUGUGUGCUAUGCAUUAUGCAAGGCUAGCUACUUCUUACAGUUUUGGAUCAAGUUCUUCAUGUUCGGGAUAUGGAACAACUUCCUGGGACUAUUGGUUGCCGUAGCGGGUCUGCUGAGCUUCAGGCCGGGAGAUUCCAUUAAUUUCUGGUGGUGGAAUUUCUUCUCCUUCUGCAUACAGUCCAACUGGCUGUUCGGUUUUGACAUCCGAAUUCUACGCAGUCUGGACAGACUUGAUCGUAACAAGCCUUAUCUUAUUGUCACCAACCAUCAGACCAGCAUGGACCAAUUCGUGUAUCUCUCAGCUUGGGCACCGGGUCGCUAUACCGUUCUCUCCAAGAAGUCCCUCAAGUACGCCUUGUUCUACGGGUUGGCGAUGAUUGUUUGCGGUGCUAUAUUUAUUGACCGAAGCAGCGCAGAGAAAGCCAGGCAGUCAACCGAACGCUGCGUGAGGUACCUCAAACAGACAAAGUUGAACAAUGAUUUUGCUAUUCCGUAUCCACAGGGGAAACUAUGGGUAUAUCCAGAGGGAACAAGGUCCCAUACAAGCGAGAUAGACAUGCUGCCUUUCAAGAGAGGAGCUUUCCAUAUCGCCGUGCAAGCUCAGGUUCCAAUAGUACCUGUGGUUGCUUCUCCAUACAAGCACAUGUUUGAUACUUCAAGGCGCCGCUUUGACAAAGUUGAAAUUGUGCUGGACACAUUACCUGAUGUACCUACCGAGGGCCUAACGGCCGACGACGUGCCUGAACUGACCGAGAAAGUCCGCGAUAUGAUGCUGCAGAGAUUCCGUGAAAUAUCUAAACUGACGGACACGAUCAGGGAUUCCCAGCCAUUAUCAAACACGUCAGGUGUCUCAGAGUCCGUCCACCAUGGCACAUCCUGAGCUUUUCUAUACAAACUUAGUUAUUAACAAUACUCAGUAUAGAAUUACCAUUACCAUUUUUAGUGUUUAGGCAAUUUGCAUCAACAGGUAAAAAUACACAAACCAUAAGGUGUUACGUGCUAUUAUCAAUACAGAGUAGUUAUUUUCGAAAGGUUUUAUUUCGGUUUGAUUUCAUUUAUAUGAUGUGAACAGAUAAAAGAAAUGUUUGGGCGAUUAUUGGCGAUUAUUUUAAAGCUGCGUUUAAUACCUUCAAAUUGCACACACGAAUUGUUUUUGUUUUUUUUGACGUUAUAUUAUUAAACAAAGCAUUUUAAAGCUGUUUUAACUUGUAGGGUCAUUUUUAUGUUCGUUUUAAAAAAAUAAUUUAGAAAAGAUGGCUAAUGUAUUUUUCUUCGGUUGGUACUGCUCACUGUGUUCGGAUUGUUUGCUGUAUUCCCUCCAUGAUCUCGAAGCGGGGACGAACUCAGCUCCCAGAUACUAGUCGUACAAUCACACGUUUUUAUUUUUUAACCGACAAAGGGACAUUCACACUCAGUAAAUCUGUGAGGGCAGAGGGAAAUGGAAAUAUUCUUGAAGUGACAAGAAUCACCAAUAAACUAUACAUGUUAAAUAAAUUACAUAGAGAGGUCUGAUUGUAAAAUAGUAUUUUAAAAUAUUUUUUUUAAUAUAUUUUAUGGCGAUAUAUUCAAUAAAACCCCAAGCGAUAUUCAAUUUUAAAAAGCAGUUCCUAAAAAUAUAUAAGUUAUGAGAUUUUGUUAUGCCCUGUGAUAUGAGCUCAAUUUAUUUAUUAAAUUAAAAUUGAAGAAAAAAAAAUGAUUACGCAAGGAUUUAGUAGUUUGUAACAGUGCUUUGUAAACAUUAUUUUAUUAAGUUAGUGUAAUUUACAGGUCUGAAUUGUAUUUUCAUUUUUACCUCUGAAAUGUAAA
Messenger RNA from Patiria miniata (bat star), 1976 nucleotides. Its product is annotated as 1-acyl-sn-glycerol-3-phosphate acyltransferase alpha-like. Gene Ontology annotation, cellular component: endoplasmic reticulum. Gene Ontology annotation, molecular function: 1-acylglycerol-3-phosphate O-acyltransferase activity. The record is from RefSeq and is a predicted model, not a curated record. Bases 136 to 1050 code for a protein of 304 amino acids. NCBI's taxonomy places the organism in Eukaryota, Metazoa, Echinodermata, Asteroidea, Valvatida, Asterinidae. Gene Ontology annotation, biological process: phosphatidic acid biosynthetic process. The transcript is spliced from 6 exons.